AUGACGGAGGCGGUGAAUCCAGACAAUAUUGUGCGGGGCACCCAAGAUGCGACAGGAUCAGCAGCGACGCCAGCUUUCUUCAGUCAUCUUAUCAAAAAGACCAGGAGCGUGAUAUACCCUACCAUGCGUCUGGUCAAGAAUAAAAUCGAACAUAAUGGCUCGGGCACGGUGACCUUAAUGCCAGAAGAGCCUGAAGACAUGUGGCACGCGUACAACCUGAUUCGACCAGGGGACCUCCUGCGCGCAAGUGCCAUUCGCCGUAUCACCACGACCCAGGACACAGGCUCCACCUCCUCUGCCCGAGUCCAUCUAAACCUGGUGAUCCGAGUCAAGAACCUCGAUUUCGACCCACAAAGUUCACAGCUCCAUGUCUCGGGACAAAUUGUCAAUGAGACAGCUCAUACCAAGGUCGGGCAAUUCCAUACCCUUGACUUGGAGCUCAACCGCAAUUUCACGCUGGAAAAGGAAAUCGGCGCACAGGGCGAGGGCGUUGGUUGGGACAGUAUUGCAGUGGAAAUGCUCAAAGAUGCGGUGGAUGAAGGCGGCAAGCGGAAAGCAGAGGCUGUCGCCGUUAUUAUGCAGGAAGGCCUGGCUCAUAUCUGCUUUAUCGGCCAGUUUCAGACCAUCUUGAAGCAAAAAGUGGAGAUGUCUGUUCCGCGGAAACGACAUGGUGGCGGAGAGCAUGAUAAAGGCAUUAAUAAGUUCUACAAAGUCACACUCGAUACCCUACUUCGACAGAUGGAGUUCAACACCAGCAUCACCUCCGGCUCCAAUAACGAAGCCGUGAAACCCGUUCUGCUGGCUUCGCCAGGGUUCGUCGCAGCGGGUUUCCAAAAGUACAUACAGGCCGAGGCUUCAUCAACGCCUGCAUUAAAGCGCUUACUCCCCAGCAUCGUCGUUGUACAUUCCGCAUCUGGAUACACACAUUCAUUAUCAGAGGUCCUCCAAUCGCCUUCCGUAAAAACGCUUCUGGCCGAUACAAAGUACGCCCGUGAAACCAAAUUGAUGGACGACUUCCUGGACCAAUUACGCAAAGAGACCAAUAAAGCUACCUAUGGCCCUCGGGAGGUCGAAGCAGCAGUGGACCAAGGAGCUGUCGGUCGUGGGGGCGGCGUGUUGAUCAUUUCCAACCAUCUCUUUCGAUCGCAAGAUGUGGCGACCCGAAAACGGUGGGUGUCGCUCGUCGAUCGGGUACGAGACGUUGAGGGAGGCGAGGUCCGAAUCCUGAGCUCCGAUCACGAGAGUGGAAAGAGACUCGAAGGCCUCGGUGGAAUUGCAGCAUUGUUAACAUUCCCGAUUGCCGACGAGGAUUUGGAAUCCGAUGAGGAGGCUGCCGAUGCCGAUUGA
Penicillium chermesinum is the source of this 1347-nucleotide messenger RNA. RefSeq names its product putative translation factor pelota. The transcript has 3 exons. Gene Ontology annotation, cellular component: cytoplasm. Gene Ontology annotation, biological process: nuclear-transcribed mRNA catabolic process, non-stop decay; RNA surveillance; nuclear-transcribed mRNA catabolic process, no-go decay. Lineage: Eukaryota; Fungi; Ascomycota; Eurotiomycetes; Eurotiales; Aspergillaceae. Bases 1 to 1347 code for a protein of 448 amino acids. The record is from RefSeq and is a predicted model, not a curated record.